Messenger RNA from Gilbertella persicaria, 2194 nucleotides. RefSeq lists its product as uncharacterized. Gene Ontology annotation, molecular function: protein binding. Bases 270 to 2132 code for a protein of 620 amino acids. The record is from RefSeq and is a predicted model, not a curated record. Lineage: Eukaryota; Fungi; Mucoromycota; Mucoromycetes; Mucorales; Choanephoraceae. Gene Ontology annotation, cellular component: cytoplasm. Gene Ontology annotation, biological process: signal transduction; regulation of GTPase activity. The transcript has 10 exons.
AAUUUCACUUGUUGAUACAUGUCACGUUGACUGCAAAAUAAAGAUACCCAGACAUUGAGAAUUGUACAUUUCACACGAAGAAAAGCAGUGCUAUAGUAAAUAGCCGCUGCCUUUGACUUAUGCCCUGCUAUUUUUAUACUUAGUGCAAGCGUCCUAAAAUCAUUCUGUCCUCGCCAUCAGAAAAAGAAGGUGUUACAAAAUAAACACAAGCAACAAUUCCAUUUUGACGUCACGUUCGUUUGUAUUUCUUUCUUUUAUUAUUCUAGAAGAUGGCACAAUACUUGAUUGCCAACUGGGAUUAUACAGCUGAAGGAAACUUUGAGUUAUCUUUUAAAGAAGGUGACAAAAUAAAGCUAUUAGAAAAGCAUAACGACGACUGGUGGGAAGGUGAAUUAAACGAUGAAAUUGGAUUUUUUCCUGCCAAUAGAACUAUACCAUUUGUCGAUAAAAAACAAGAAGAAGCGGUAGAAUUAGCUAAAAAGACUUCAAUUUCAUCGACUACUUCUUCAUCUUCUGACAGAUUUAAAAACUCAGCUUCUAGUACAACAGAGUACAAUCAAAUAUUACCCUCGGAUUGCCCUAAUAUUGGCGCGAAGACAAUAUCCCCUAACAACCCAUACCACCAGCAUACCAUAUCUACUCCAAAAGCACCUAAAGUUGAAUCAAAAGAAACCCUUUUGAUUGACUUAUCUGCAGCUGAAGAAGAUCUUCCACCAGGAUGGUCAUAUUCCUAUGAUGAUGCUGGCACUAUUUAUUUCUUUAGUGAAUCUACAGGUGAAUCACAAUGGGAGAAGCCUCAAUUAAAGAAGUCAAAGGAAAACAUGAUUGAUUCCACCAGUUUGACUGAUCUUGUUUACGAUAUGAAUAAGAUGAAUCUAGAAGCACUCCAUCCCAAUUGGAUUCGAGCCCAAAGUAGUGUACAGAUAAAAAUGAUAUCGGAAAAGAUGGAGCACUCUUGGAAAAAUUAUUAUGCUGUCUUGACAACCUAUGGAUUCGUUCUGAUCUAUAAAGAAAGCUUGUCGAACUUUAGCCACAGAAGACCAACUUCAAUUAAGCCAAUACUUGCUUACGGCACAAUUGAUCUGCGCUCUUUUGAAAUUACACCGGCUACCAAAUCAGAUACACGCAAGAAGUUUGCUUUUGUUGUCAAAAACACAGCAGCAUCUGUAACGAUCAUGUUAUCUUUACCUAAUGAAGCAGUUUAUUCAGAAUGGUCUGAUGCAUUUAUGCGCGAGAAGCUGGCAAUAAAGGAGCAAAAGCAACAACAAGACGCAAGCUUAAUUCAAAUGUUUGCUUCUAUUCCAAUUCAUUCAAAAAUGUCAGAAACUGUCGGCAGAAAAAAGUCAAUUACUUCGCCAGGUGAUAUUAACAAUGAGACGCAUGAUAAUGAAGCAAAGUCGGGCACUACUUUGACAAGAUGGUUUUCCAGAUCAAAUAGGAAUAAUAAGUCGCAAGCAUUAUCAAGUGCAACUCCAAGCUCUUCUUUGGCAACUAAUGAAGUCUUUGGUAGGCAACUUAAGUUAGAUGAAAAUGGUGAUAUACCGCUUAUUGUUCGUUCCUGUGUUGAACAAGUUGAAAAAAGAGGUCUUGAUGUAGUUGGUAUUUACAGACUUUCAGGUCAAACAACAAGUAUUCAGAAAUAUAAGACACAAUUCAACACAAAUCCUCAAGAUGUUGACUUGGAUCAAGAACAUGACAUUAAUGUGAUUACUGGCUUACUUAAGCUUUACUUUCGUGAACUUAAGAAUCCCUUAUUGACUUUUGAAUAUUAUGAUCGUCUUAUUGAAGCUGCUCGCUUACAAGACCAUCACGAGCGUAUGUUUAGACUCAAAUCCAUUAUUCAGGUAUUGCCUGUUGCUAACUACAAAGUCUUCCAAUACCUCAUCAAGCAUUUGGAGCAUGUCAAAAACCACAGUCAGGUCAACAAAAUGGAAGCUUCAAAUCUUGCAUUGAUCUUUUCGGUUGGGCUUUUAAGACCAAAACAUGACGAUGUAUCUGCUUCCAUUUUGCAUAGUGACUUGGCUAGUAAAGUAAUAGAAUGCGUGCUCAUGCAUGCAGACUGGUUUUUUGACACUGAUACAGAAGAUGAAGACGAUGCUAGCGGUUUUAAUAAUAACAGCAGUGUUAUUUAACUCUUAUAAAGCGUUAGAGAAGUUGGGUUUUUAUUGGUUUUUUUAUUAAGCAAAAAAAGGAA